GGGCAGCCUAUCAUAGCUCAUUUACAUACAUACAUAAUGGUGUUUACUGAGGAUUCUGGCUGGUCAGAGUCCAGAUUUAAAACCUGUAGAGAAUAUUUGCUCUUGCAUCAAACACAAUGUAUGUCACUCUUAAAGGGUCUGUAACAAAAACAGCUUGUUUGCGUGUAAGUGAUAAAGAGAGUUUUGGAAAUUAUUGUGUAGAAGUGAACAAUGGCUUUUUUGGUACAUAAAACUACACAAAUGUUAGUGGACCUCUGAAAAAAAUACAAGAAAAAAAUGCAGAAUAUAGAAACAAAUACGAUAUAAGAAAACUGUUUGUUUAUGAGAUGUUGUGAUUUUUGUUCGCUUUUCUUCUCUGGCUCACAGUAGACAAUGGCAGUUGCACCAUGCAUGUCAACUGGCGUGUCCCUGGCUGGCACCAGUAUUGAGGAAAUAACUCAGGAUAUGGACACAGGGAGAAACGUCACCAUUGUGAUCUUCAAUUACAGUGAAAAAUACAUUCUAGCAAAUCCAAGGCACUACAGCAGCAGUGGAUACUGUCACCGUCCUCCACAACCUACAAUUGAAAAACAGGAAGCAGAUGUUUGCUGCUUUUCCAAAACCCCACACUCAGCUCGAGGUUCUGGUGGAGUCUUGACUUACCAAAUCCUCAGCAAUGGAAAUGACUGUGUUGGUGAACUGGCCAUAAUGUUCUCUGUGCCUUAUGACGAUUUAUAUCAAAACUACUUUGGCCUCGGCAUUUUUCAGCCAGGAGUUUCAUGCGAUCAGCGUCUGUUUGAGCAGAUGUAUUAUGAACAGGGUCCGUUCACCAGAGGAGCAGGUAAACAGACGGUUUUAACAUAUUCUGAUGAAGAUGCUUUUGUGCGGGGAACAAUGUCUCGCUGUCAGUCAAUUAUGACCAUUGAAUUCUGCAAUGAUGAGACUGUUCAGACUGACCAAUCAGUUAUGGAGACUGAAUUCCACAGUGAAAAAAGUGUUCAGAUUGACCAAUCAGUUAUGAAGACUGAAUUCUACAGUGAUGAAAGCAUUAAGGCUGACCAAUCAGUUAUGAAGACUGAAUUCUACAGUGAUGAAAGCAUUAAGGCUGACCAAUCAGUUAUGAAGACUGAAUUCUACAGUGAUGAAAGCGUUAAGACUGACCAAUCAGUUAUGGAGACUGAAUUCUACAGUGAUGAAAGCGUUAAGACUGACCAAUCAGUUAUGGAGACUGAAUUCCACAGUGAAGAAAGUGUUCAGAUUGACCAAUCAGUUAUGAAGACUGAAUUCUACAGUGAUGAAAACAUUAAGGCUGACCAAUCAGUUAUGAAGACUGAAUUCUACAGUGAUGAAAGCAUUAAGACUGACCAAUCAGUUAUGAAGGCUGAAUUCUGUGUUCCAGUUGAAACUAAGAAGAAAAAGACUACUGGGUGUUGCUGGUGUUUAUGGGGCAGUUUUAAAGGUGAAAAUUAGUCUAGUCACCUGUUAGUCGAGUCCAGUGACAGUAUAAAUCACCCGUUUUAGAACAGAUCACAACACUUUGACUUUGCAGUCUUUACCAAAUGUCAAGAGAUAAAACCAUGUAUGAAAGUUUAGACAUUCUAGCCUCUACAGACAAAGAGU
Colossoma macropomum (tambaqui) is the source of this 1599-nucleotide messenger RNA. RefSeq lists its product as uncharacterized. Gene Ontology annotation, molecular function: channel activity. Gene Ontology annotation, cellular component: pore complex. The record is from RefSeq and is a predicted model, not a curated record. NCBI's taxonomy places the organism in Eukaryota, Metazoa, Chordata, Actinopteri, Characiformes, Serrasalmidae. The transcript is spliced from 2 exons. The coding region runs from base 373 to 1449 and encodes 358 amino acids. Gene Ontology annotation, biological process: cytolysis in another organism; monoatomic cation transport; pore complex assembly.